Aspergillus ibericus CBS 121593 is the source of this 1059-nucleotide messenger RNA. RefSeq lists its product as uncharacterized. The record is from RefSeq and is a predicted model, not a curated record. NCBI's taxonomy places the organism in Eukaryota, Fungi, Ascomycota, Eurotiomycetes, Eurotiales, Aspergillaceae. The coding region runs from base 101 to 1033 and encodes 310 amino acids. The transcript has 2 exons.
CUUUGUUCUAGUUUGCCUCUUAUUGUAUCAUAGCGAUGGAGGAUAUGAGUGCUCCACGGCACCGACGACAAAAUCCCUCACGGUGUGACCAGCAUCAACCAUGGUGUUAUCCAGUAACCCCGGUGGAGUGGACGAGAAGCGUCAGCGGAAGAAGCUCCAGAAUCGGAUAAACCAGCGAGCGCGUCGUCUUCGUCUCAAGAAAGAACAGCACGAGGAGCCGGACCGGCGUCCCUUCAGUGUGCAUCGUUGGAGACUCGAGGAAUACGAAGCGCCCCGCAGUACUUCCUGGAAGCUAUACAGCUCCCUUCACACUCCUGGAAAUACCCACAAGGAUGAGACACCAGAAGAGCAUCAGAUAUCAACUGCCAUAUCAGCAACAAUAACCCCAUCCAAACUCACUCAAUGGCAAACCCCCCUCCCAGCCGACAACCUCCUCCACCUAAUCUACUACAACGUCUUCUGGGGCUUCUUCCAAAACAAAGUCCUCCUCAGCCAGCUAACCAUCGCGCUUCUCCCGGGCCCUAAACCCAUCGAAGUCGUCCACCAAGGCGACCUAUACCCCAUGUACUCCAUCAUCAUCCCCACGGCAACCGACAUCCCAGCCUGCCUCAUCCCCACCCAAUCCCAAGAACGGCUCGUCCACUGCUCAUGGAUCGACCUGAUCCCGUUCCCCAGAAUGCGGGAAAACCUGAUCACCUGGGAAACCAGUUUCAAUCAUGGCGAGUUUGUCGCGGACUUGAUUGGGUGCUUUAUUGAUGGCAUGGUGUUUCCGCCGCCGUCGUCGGAUUUGGAUCCCGCGGCCGCGACGGGGAGUAUGGUGCUGCUGGGGGCGGAGGAUGAUGAGAUUACGGCUUCCCGGAAGGGGCUGAUUAUCUGGGGGGAGCCGCAUAGGGCGGAGAGCUGGGAGGCUACGCCGGGGUUUUUGCGGAAGUGGUCGUGGGCGGUGGAGGGGUGUGAGGAGUUGAUUGAGUAUAGUAAUCGGUGGAGAAUGAGGAGGGGGGAGGAACCGAUGAGUUUUGCGGUGGGUGGAUGAUGUAGAGACUCAGGGGGGGGGGUCUG